Molecule: messenger RNA, 969 nt
Organism: Amoebophrya sp. A25
Lineage: Eukaryota; Dinophyceae; Syndiniales; Amoebophryaceae
Source: the annotation of a GenBank genome assembly
GUAACCAGUGCUGCGCUGGUUGCGAUGGAAGGGGUACAAGGCAAUGUCAUUUCACAAAAGUACAUUCUUGAGUAAACCUUAGAAUGAUUGAAUGUGGCAGCCAAAGAUUUUUUGAGUCCAUUAUAGAAAGCAGCCGAGUUACCUAAAAAUAGAGUGGUAAUUGGCUGCGCACUAAGAGAAGAAAGGAAAAGAAAUUGCAAAAAAAAAUCAGCAUCCAGGAUGUUCGCUGUUGUUCACGUCGAGUGAGCAGGACGCCUUAGUGAAGGCUUCCGUGCUACGUUCAUCUCUUUCGAAUGCGAGGGCCGGCGUACACCGAGAAGAAGAACAGUGCUUCCUGGGGCACGCGUUUGCACCGUUUCGCCUGAUAGUAACGCCGAAGAGCCUCGUCGGAGUGUCGUCAACAGAAGUUAUCUGUUGGAGUUUCACUGGUUCGAAUUCAGCGUUUUUUGAGGAGGUUUUUUUCAACACGCAUUUGCGCCAGGACGGCUUGCCCGCGGAGCAACAGGAACUCACGGCCACGGCGGAGCUGCGUGGGCGCGCCGGUGCGGCUUUGGGGAAUGGGAGUGAAGCCGUCGUAGGAGAUGUUGUGCCGAUGGACAAAAAAGCUAAUGCACCAGCGUUUCACAUGCCAGCAGGAACUAUGAAGAGGUCGCAGGCCUCGCCCGAACAAAGCAUGUUGCCAGCGCCUGCGGUGAGCGACACUACGAAUCUGUUAGUCGAGGACGAUCACGGAACAUCGCGCACGAACUCAUUUUUGCGUAUGCAGGAAAGUAAGGGCGAAGGUACCAGAGCCACAGGGAGCAGGAGCAAUAGGGGAGGCGCUGCAGCGGGGGGAUUCAUGUUCUACCCCGGUGCUGCGUCCAAGGACCAGACGGAUCCGCAGUUGCUUGAGAGUCAAAUAUUGUGCAACACGCUAGAACAGGCCAGCGAGAUGGUCGAGCCAGGACAAAAGCAGUCAUACUCGAGCGA